Molecule: messenger RNA, 1074 nt
Organism: Pangasianodon hypophthalmus (striped catfish)
Lineage: Eukaryota; Metazoa; Chordata; Actinopteri; Siluriformes; Pangasiidae
Product: transmembrane protein 238-like
Exons: 2
Coding region: 202-681 (159 amino acids)
Source: RefSeq, a predicted model, not a curated record
UACCGUUUACAGGUAACGGUGUCACUCACCUGGAUCACCUUUACCUGCGGGGACACGGCUGGUUUCACAUGUUUACCUCAGGAUACAUGUGUUUAUGUUGUGAUAACUCUUUCAUUUGAGUUAAUGAGUGUUUAAAAACAGAAAAAAACGACCCAGAGUGUGUUUUAUUGGUUUAUUUGUAUAUUUCUGGGGGUCGUCCUGAUGGAGGAGCCGGUUGUGGGCGGUUUGGGCCGGUGCUCGUGCGCCUUCUGGCUGGCUGUGGCGUUUGACGCGUGCGGCCUCGUCGUGCUUCUGGUUGGAGUUUUCGCCGACAUCUUCUUCUACGACUUUCUCAUCUACGCGGGCGCCAUCGUCAUCUUCCUCAGCCUGAUUUGGUGGGUUUUCUGGUACACGGGGAACAUCGAGGUGCCUCCGGAGGAGCUCGAGGACGACGUGGGCCUGCUGAAGAAGAAAGAAAAAGGCCUCGUCGGCGUCCUGAGAAGGUUUUCGAGCCGAGUCAGGAACUCGGUGAGGAGAAACGGAACCGCCAUGUCGGCUCAGACCUCACGGAGCCAACAUGGCGGCCGGGGGACUGUAGCAGUCAACCUGUCCAUGACCCCUCCACAACAACAACAACAGCAACAACAACAACAACUGAGCACUGUUUCAGCCGCUGUGGCUACAGAAACUUCACCCAUAUGAGCCUGUUUUUCUCAUCACAGCGACCUGAAGAGGAAAAAAUUCAAAAUGGACCUGAAGUCACAGCUACUGUACAUUUUCUGUUCAGUUUAUUUUGUUAAUUUGUUUACAGAUGAUGUGUAAACUUGUAUUACUGAUUAGUAAUUAUUGUAUUAAAGUCUCUGAGAUUUUUUUUAUUAUUACGAUUAUAAUAUUUUUGUCUAAUGUUCUGCUCUGAUUUAGUCACUGCCAGUUCCCACGCCAUUGUUCAGGUCUCCCUGUUUCACAGCAGGGACCGUUUGUCUUUCUUGGGCAUUAUAAUGUUAAUCAUGAAUGUGUGUGUGUGACUGAUGUCUUCAAACACACUGUCGUGGUCUUAGAAAGCAGACUGAAGAAUAAACAGCUGUAUUUUUGUAA